Messenger RNA from Funneliformis geosporum, 426 nucleotides. The record is from the annotation of a GenBank genome assembly. NCBI's taxonomy places the organism in Eukaryota, Fungi, Glomeromycota, Glomeromycetes, Glomerales, Glomeraceae.
AUGAGUUUAAAAGAGGAUAAAACGGGGUUGCUAAAUUCAGUUAACCAAAUUAAGAAAAUUAUUCAAAAGGAAAUCAAUUCUGGUAUCUCACCGCAAAAAAUUAUGGUGGUCGGUCAUUCGCAAGGAGCCUCCGUGGCUUUGGCAGUUGGUUUGACUUCCGAUUAUCAUUUAGCCGGAAUUAUUGGUUUAAGUGCUUUUUUACCUUGUCGCAAUGAAAUAUUUAACUAUGCCAAACUAGAAAACAAAAUUAUUCCUUUUUUUCUUUAUCACAAUUAUUAUGACGACAUAAUUCCUGCUUAUAUUGGCGACCAAUCGGCUACACUGCUGAAAGAAAAAGGUUAUCAAGCGGAAUUCGAUAAUUUAUAUAAUGGUAGCCAUUUUUUCAAACCAGAGGAGUUGCAAGAAAUAUUGACCAAAAAAUUAAAG